This is a messenger RNA of Mycotypha africana, 1494 nucleotides long. RefSeq names its product ribonuclease H-like domain-containing protein. Gene Ontology annotation, cellular component: cytoplasm; Cajal body. Lineage: Eukaryota; Fungi; Mucoromycota; Mucoromycetes; Mucorales; Mycotyphaceae. Gene Ontology annotation, molecular function: snRNA binding; 3'-5'-RNA exonuclease activity. The record is from RefSeq and is a predicted model, not a curated record. The transcript has 2 exons. The coding region runs from base 1 to 1494 and encodes 497 amino acids. Gene Ontology annotation, biological process: snRNA 3'-end processing.
AUGGCAGAACACCUGGCUGAAGCGCCACCUUCGACUGCGUAUGUGUUCAAUCAUAUCGAAGUUACACGAUCCAACCUCAAAGAAGUAUACUCUCAUAUCAUUAGGAAAGUUUCAGGCGCAUCUCAUAUUGCCAUCGAUUUCGAAUUUACAGGAUUGGGCAAGAAAUCCAGUGUAAACAACAUUCACCAUCAUUACUUAGCCAUCAAACAAGCAGUGGAACAGCACAGUAUAGUUUCUUUUGGAUUGAGUAUCGCUAGAGAAAAUGAUCUAACCGCAUCUUCAGCAGAUAAAUCAUCCUUGCAUAAUGCGAAUAUUGAUAAUAGUAACAGUAGAGGCCUCCAAUAUGAAUUUGAUAACUUCAACUUUUUAACAUUGAUUCAAGGCCCUAUUUUGUUCAGCAAAGGUACAGGGACUUGGUUAGCUGCCAGUGGCUUCGACUUCAAUAAGUUUUUCCUUGAAGGAAUUCCGUUCCAGCCACCAUUGAUUAAAAAAGAAGAAGAGAAAGAGUUGAAUAGCAGUAGCAGUAAAAGUGAUGACAAAAGCAAAGUCAUGUUGUCAAAAUUGCUAAACACAAUAGUGGAUUUGAUGAAAUACAAGAAAAUACCCCUUGUGCUUCACAAUGGUCUACAUGAUAUCAUGUACCUAUAUUACAGUUUUAUUGGACCGUUACCCGACACUUUCCCAGAGUUUUUGACGAAAAUUGCUACAGCAUUCCCAUCUGGCAUCUACGAUACAAAAUUCAUGGCUUAUACAAACACCUUCAACGCUACCUUUUUGUCUUAUCUAUUUGCAAAAUGUGAUCGUCUUAGAAUAGAUGCCUACAAAGACCCGCAAGCUGAAAUAGCGACAAAAGAUAAUCAGUCAAACAAAAACAACAAAACGUAUUUUGAUAUUCAAGUGAAUGAUACGAUCAUUGAUACAACUUUUGAUAAAGUCGUCGAGAUUGGUAGUAAACGAAAAUCCAUACAUUUCGAAAUAGAAACAGAGAGAACAACAAUAAAGAAAAGGUCUACAUCAAUUGAAGAAAACACGACAACAACAAAAGACAAUUCAUUAAAUACUAACAGGCAAAAAAAGAUUAAAGUAUGCAGAGACUACGCGAUGAAAGGCUAUUGCUCACACCCAAAUCAUACAAACUAUUGCGAAGAGCAUGACAUACAACUUGUCCUUAAUAGUGAAAUGGGCCCAUCAAAUUACCCUACUUAUUAUACCUGUAAUCUAAAUGAUGGUAGAAGUGCCCACUCAGCUUACUUCGAUGCUUACAUGACAGCUUUCAUAUAUUGCUACCUGAAACAUACAUUAUCACUCAAAGCCAUGGAUAGCGCAAAAAAUAGGAUUAGGAUCGACUUUGCGCCAGAAUAUAUACAAAUCCCUACUCUUCCUGCAGAAGAUCCUUCUAGUAAGCCUCAUCAGCAAACCGCUUCCUCCCAAGUACCUAGCUUGUCAUCACAAAUAUCAACCUAUUCAUCACAGACCGUCUCUUCACAAGAAUAA